AGUGGAAAAACCAACGACAUUGGUCAAUUAAAUAAGACCGUAAUCUAUAAAAGAUUUAGCAGUUCUAUUCAUCACAUCUCCAGUAUAACGUCAGCAUGUUCGGCCUGUUGGUAUUCUCCAGCCUUGCUGCCCUGGUGUUGAGCCAGGAUGCCACCACCCAUGCACACCAUAUCCACGCAGCGCACUCCACCGACCUACCUUUGGUGGAUCAUACGUUCAAGGACACCAAAAUUGUGUUCUACAAGGACCUUCCUAACAAAGCCAUGAUACUUAAGUCGUCUUCUGGUUGUUACGUCACUCACCUGAACGAUAAGCAGGUAGAGGAGAUUAGCGACAUGGAGAAGCUGCUUCACAUCGAGGCUACCAUUAUUCACCAUAUCCGCAAUGCCCACCAUUUCCACAUGGCCCAAGAUCCGGAUCAUUACAGCACCGAAAUCAAGAACCACUGUCCCAAACUCUACGUAUAUCACAAAGAACACUAAACUUAUACUUUCUCUGACAUUUGUUUCGUGUUUUCUUUGAAUUUAUAAAAAUUAACACGGACGAGAUGUCCAGGAAAUGUAAUAAAUCUAUGUAAUGUUCCCUUCUUUAAAGUGUGAUGGUGUCUGUAUUUGCUCUUGACCUAAUGGUUGGCACGUCAGCCUCAUAGUUAGGAGACCUGGGAUCAAAUCCGGAUCAGGUCAUACCAAAGACUUUAAAAAUGGUACUUGUUGCUCUCUCGCUUGGCGCUCUUGUUGGCCCGGUAUCAUU
Messenger RNA from Liolophura sinensis, 750 nucleotides. RefSeq lists its product as uncharacterized. The record is from RefSeq and is a predicted model, not a curated record. NCBI's taxonomy places the organism in Eukaryota, Metazoa, Mollusca, Polyplacophora, Chitonida, Chitonidae. The transcript is spliced from 4 exons. The coding region runs from base 96 to 482 and encodes 128 amino acids.